CCCACAUUCCAAAGGAGAGAAGGAGAGGGAUGGUGGUAGAGCGAGGUGGUGUAAGGGGAAGUGACAGAGGGGAGAAGAGAGGAAGGCCAUGCAUGCUUUCAAUUCACAAAAGGAUCGAGGUUUACAUACGGCAACGGGAGGAAGGGAGCAGAAGGAGGGGGGUUGGGGGUGGGUGGAGGGCACAUAUGUGGAGGAGACAGCGAUUACCGCAGCGGUGGCCAUGACAGCUCCUUCUUGUACAAAGCAGCUUCCGCAACUCUUUCCUGCGAGCAUGCGACAGUUUUUCCAACAACGAAUUCUCAAGCAGGGGAGAGAGACGGAGGACGAGCUUCAGCAGUUUUUGCGGCGGAGUCCGGCACAACAGGUUGGUGACACCACAGGGGUGCUGCCAAAGAGCAUCAACGCUGGGGUGCUGAUAAUCCCACGAUUCACAGUGAGCGAACACUGGCCGCCAGGCAGAGAUGGCAGAGCGAUGGCGGCGGAUUCGAAUAGCGCAGCCGCGGAGGGCGCGAAGCGAUCCCAAGCGGAUUCAAAGUGUAGGCAAAAAGGGCGGGAGCGAAUGGCAGAAGCGUCGCACAGAGCGAGGGACCGCUGUGGCUACAGCCACUAGCCUGGUCCUGAGUAGAAAUCUCGUGGUGAGAGCUCUACCCAUGCCAAGAUAGCGACUGCAGCGCGCCACGGUUGUGCGAGGGAAUGAAUAGUGCCCGGCGGC
Molecule: messenger RNA, 712 nt
Organism: Chara braunii
Lineage: Eukaryota; Viridiplantae; Streptophyta; Charophyceae; Charales; Characeae
Source: the annotation of a GenBank genome assembly